AUGGCUCCCCCAUUAAAUUGGGAGAAUUUGAUGAAAAUAAAUGUUGAUUCGAUUGGGGAUGAUGAUUCUACGGAUUUGUAUAAUUCUUUAAUUGAGUUUGACCCAAAGAGCGAAACCGAUCCAGAUAAACUGACCAAACUAUUCAGAGUAACGCAAGCAGUUCUCAUAGUUAAAGGCGUUGAAGUGGAAGAAAUGGUCAACCAUUUGAAAGAACAAGCCAGUGAAGAUGGCAAGAAGACGGCCCAAAGAAAUCAAGAACUGGAAGAUUUAAAGUUCGAGUUACAAAGUUUGAGGAAAAAGAACAAAGAAUUAGAAGUAGAUGUUCAUCUAUUUUCGCCUAUUUUUUCAACAUUACAUAGACAAUAA
Molecule: messenger RNA, 366 nt
Organism: Helobdella robusta
Lineage: Eukaryota; Metazoa; Annelida; Clitellata; Rhynchobdellida; Glossiphoniidae
Exons: 3
Coding region: 1-366 (121 amino acids)
Source: RefSeq, a predicted model, not a curated record